Molecule: messenger RNA, 1396 nt
Organism: Teleopsis dalmanni
Lineage: Eukaryota; Metazoa; Arthropoda; Insecta; Diptera; Diopsidae
Product: zinc finger protein 622-like
Exons: 3
Coding region: 360-1334 (324 amino acids)
Biological process (GO): ribosomal large subunit biogenesis
Cellular component (GO): preribosome, large subunit precursor
Molecular function (GO): nucleic acid binding; zinc ion binding
Source: RefSeq, a predicted model, not a curated record
GUGUUUUGUUAGUUCCAAUUAAUCAAAAUGGCCAGCUAAACAUAUUUUAGUUAAUUGCAAUACUUCUAUUUGUUGUAAUACAUCAAUGCUAAUAGAUGAACAUAAAAUACUAUUGCUUCAUGGGAUGCUUUGAAUUUGAAAAGCUACAAGCAAAUUAGUGUGAACCAUGCUUAAAAUCAGUUAAAGUUGGCAGUGCUCACCUGUUGUGAAAAUAAUAAUAAGGCAACAUUAUGAAAUUGUAUUUUUGUUGCUAGCAUAAAACAUAUCUACGAUUUCGUACGCACUUUGUUUUGUUAUAUCAUUUGAUAUACGCUUGCAUUUGUUUCUGGUUGUAGUUUUGUUUUGAAUUAAUCAUAAUUAUGGUUAUCACAUAUACAUGCAUUACAUGCUGCGUUAAGUUCGCAACAGCAGAAAUUCAGCGAGAUCAUUAUAAAACAGAUUGGCAUUGCUUCAACCUGAAGCGACGUGUGUGUGAGUUGGCACCUGUUACUGCAGAAGACUUCAAAAACAGAGUAUUGUUCCAACAAGCCAUAAAGGUGCAAGAAGAGAGUGAAAUCAAUCACUUUUGCACCUCAUGUCGAAAGCAAUUUGCCAAUCAAAAAGCAUUUAAUAAUCAUCUGAACAGCAAAAAACAUAAAGAAAAUCUUAAAAAUAAAUAUGAAAAAAAAGAUGAUGACGCUAAUAACAACAUUGAUAAGUCAUUCGAUGUGUCUCAGAAUGAAGAAAGUAUGCAUAAUAUGACUGAAAAAUUACAGUCUCUUACGCUUGCAGAUGGUGUUUGCAUAUUUUGCGUGCACACCAGUGCAGACUUAGAAGAAAAUCUUAAGCAUAUGUUUGUGGCACAUUCGUUUUAUAUACCUGAGUCAUCAAAUUGCAGGGAUGUGCGGGGUUUAAUAGGUUAUUUGAAAGAAAAAGUUACUAAAGACUUUAUGUGUCUUUGGUGCCAUGAAAGAAAAACCUUUCAUUCAGCCGAUAGUGUGCGAAAGCAUAUGACGGAUAAAGGACAUUGUCACAUGUUUGAUGAAGACAUAGCAUGUUCUGAGUAUAAAAUUUAUUACGAUUUUGCGCCUGCCAGAGAAGAGAUCCAAUUAGAAGAAAAGGGCUAUGAGCUUGAAAAUGAUGUGGAUGGGUGCUUUGUAUACGAACUUGUACUGCCAUCUGGUGCUGUUAUUGGACACCGUUCAUUACUUCGCUACUACAAACAAUUCUUUAGAUAUAAUAAUGCAUUAAUACCUCACAAGUCGCCAGAAUACAAAGAGCGCAUUUUAUAUAAACGAGAUAUACCUCUUGCCAGGUGGCAUCCCAUUUUUCUGGGGCAAAAAGUUAGACCUUAGAAAUAUGUGAAGAAAUACAUAAGUGCAAUAAUUAAUAUAAGAAAAUAAAUUUUUUCACUUUA